Raphanus sativus (radish) is the source of this 987-nucleotide messenger RNA. RefSeq lists its product as uncharacterized. Bases 169 to 816 code for a protein of 215 amino acids. The transcript has 6 exons. Lineage: Eukaryota; Viridiplantae; Streptophyta; Magnoliopsida; Brassicales; Brassicaceae. The record is from RefSeq and is a predicted model, not a curated record.
UUAAUCGAGGUAGGGAGAUUUAUCACGUUUUUGAGAAAAAAGACAUACGAACCAAAAAAAACACAUACGAACCAAAAAACAUUAAUUAGUGUGCUCAAAAGCUUAAAACGUACACGCUGCUUUAGCAAUUUCACCACGCCAUCUUCUUCGAUUCCUUCAGCCAAAAAGAUGGCGAAGAGAGAGAUGGCUGUGUACUGUUUCGACACUUUGGUCUCUCACUACAACAACGAUGACACUCCUCCACCUGCCUUUGACGACGCCAAUCAUCCAUUGUUUGUGACGUGGAAGAAAAUAGUGAAUGGUGGGGAGCCUCGAUUGCGUGGAUGUAUUGGUACACUGGAAGCACGCCGCUUGAUCAGUGGCUUCAAGGAUUAUGCCUUGACCAGUGCCCUGAGGGAUCGUAGGUUCCCGCCAAUACAGUCCAAAGAACUGCCCUUUCUGCAAUGUACAGUCUCUGUCCUGACUGAUUAUGAAACUGCAGAUGAUUAUCUUGAUUGGGAGGUGGGAAAGCAUGGUAUAAUCAUUGAGUUCACUGAACCCGUGACUAAUAAAAGGCGAAACGCCACAUAUUUGCCUGAGGUGCCAGCUCAUGAAGGCUGGACAAAGAUAGAGGCAAUAGAUUCACUGGUGCGCAAAGCAGCAUACAGCGGUGAAAUAACAGAAUCAGUGCGUAGGAGAAUCCAUCUAACACGUUACCAGAGUACAUUAUUCAGCAUGCAUUAUAGCGAAUAUCUUUCAUACGUGAAGUCCACGAGAGGCGGCGGUGUUGUCCCUGCUAUUAACGGGACCAGCAAGCCCGCCAUGGCCUUGUCUUGAUUUGCACCAUAAAGCUGCUGCUAAUGGGUGCACCUCCUCCCUCAUUUAUCUUUGUAUUUGUGUGUUCUCUAUGAUUAAAAGAAGCUUCUUCUUCAAGGAAACUCUCUAUUUGGCUGCUUCGCAAUUGUAUUACAACAAUGUCAUAAAAUCAAAGAAACCAACUUUGAUCUC